AUGCGAGGUGAUCCUGACAGCUGUGGUGUAUGGGCUCCUUGUCUAACUCACGACGGUGAGAAGUUCUGGCUGGUCUACACCGAUGUCAAGCGCAAGGACGGCUCUUUCAAAGACACACCAAACUACAUUGUUCAUGCGGACAAGAUCGAAGGCCCGUGGUCGGACCCAAUCUACGCCAACUCAUCAGGUUUCGACCCGUCUCUUUUCCAUGAUGAUGAUGGUAAGAAGUGGUUCGUGAACAUGCUGCAAGAUCACCGCCGCCGCCCCAAGUCGUUCGCGGGUAUCAGACUUCAAGAGUUCAGCGCUUCCGAACGAAAGCUUGUUGGCCCAGUCAAGACGAUAUUCCAUGGUACGGAGUUGGACCUUGUGGAAGGCCCUCAUAUUUACAAGAGGAACGGCUACUACUAUCUUUUGACCGCUGAAGGUGGCACUGCGUAUGAGCAUGCUUGCACGUUGUGCCGGUCGAAAGACAUCUGGGGGCCGUAUGAGCUGCAUCCGCAAAAGUAUAUCCUCACAUCUAAAGACGCCCCGCUUGCGCCUUUACAAAGAGCCGGACAUGGAGAUAUAGUCCACGAUCCAAAUGGGAAACCAUACCUCGUACAUCUUAUGGGUCGCCCCACGACACAGUUCCGACGAUGUGUACUUGGCCGUGAAACUUCGAUCCAAGAAUGCUACUGGGGUGAUGACGACUGGCUAUACGUCAAGAACGGCCCUGUGCCCUCACUCGAUGUCGAACUUCCCGGGGCGCGUGACGACACCGCAUACUGGUCCGAGCAACGCUACGAUUUCAAGGGCACGGAACUGCACAAGGAUUUCCAGUGGCUCCGUACCCCAGAACCAGAACGGAUCUUUGAAGUCAAGGAUGGUCUCCACCUCACAGCUCGUGAAGCCAUUGGAUCCUGGUUCGAGCAAGCCCUGGUUGCACGACGCCAAACCCACUUCUCCUACGAUGCGGAAACGACAGUCACUUUCUCUCCUACCGAUGAGAGGCAAUUUGCCGGGUUGACAGCGUAUUACUGUCGCUAUAACUUCUUUUACCUCACCGUGACAGCCCACGCUGAUGGAAAGCGCGAGUUGCUCAUUAUGAGCUCAGAAGCAUCGUACCCUGAAGGCCGCCUUAGCUUCCCUCUCUCAGAUCCAGUUCAGAUUCCGCAAGAAGGCAAAGUCAAGCUGGCGCUCAGCAUUCGCGGCAAAGCGCUCCAGUUCAAGUACGCUCUUGAAGGCGAGGAACUGAAGGAUAUUGGUCGCGUCUAUGAUGCAUCGAUUUUGAGCGACGAGUGUGGAGGGCAUCAAGCUCACGGUAGCUUUACAGGAGCAUUCGUCGGUGUUGCUGCCUCGGACAUCAACGGCACAGAGCUGAAAGCAGAUUUCGAUUACUUCGUGUACCGGCCGGUUAAGCACGAAUCGGACCGCUAUGACAUGGGCGCAUAGAUCUAAAAUGUGCAGUCAGGAACCAAUUCUGAAGCAGGUAUACAGACCAAUGGAAUGGGCAUCCUGAUCGACCAUACGUGCGAUGCACAACGAUUCACGAUGCUGCACAGGAUGUUGAUAAUACCCUCCUGCUACCAGUCCCAAGACCGAGUAUGUCUGGGGCGGAAAGCUCGGCAUCUAAUGACUAGAGCCCACACAGUGACUUUUUUCCUUCUUUGCCCUUGGUAAAAUCGCCAGAGUCGUGACUGAGGCACGAAAUGUGCGGCCCAAGGCCAGGAGUUGUGAGGUACGGGAACAGGGGUAGGUGUCGGUUCUUCUUAUUGGUCGCGUCCUCCACGCACAGUCGUGUUCGCGACUUCAUCUGUUUGAUCACCACUCUGACACGCCGCAACACCGUUCAACACUUCUUCUGCCACUCUUCCUGACAUGUUCGAUAUGGGGUAACCUUCCUUUGUAUAGCUGCUUCGGAUGACUGUAUCGUUCUUCU
Molecule: messenger RNA, 1918 nt
Organism: Parastagonospora nodorum SN15
Lineage: Eukaryota; Fungi; Ascomycota; Dothideomycetes; Pleosporales; Phaeosphaeriaceae
Exons: 2
Coding region: 1-1431 (476 amino acids)
Biological process (GO): carbohydrate metabolic process
Molecular function (GO): hydrolase activity, hydrolyzing O-glycosyl compounds
Source: RefSeq, a predicted model, not a curated record